GUCUUCCCUUGGAGGCCUGAAGAGUUAAGUGUCAUGGUGGGGUUACUGAGGUGGCCAGACUGUUUUCAUUCUCCCAUGUUCUGUGAAGAUGGAGCAACCCUACUGUCAUGCUCUAGUUCUAAAGCAGAGUGCCGGGGGGGCAACAGAGCAGAAAAGUACCUAAAAAAAGCAGAAAAUAUUACUGGAUGGGCAGUGUCUCUGAUACAGAGACUCCCACUUGCUUUCAGAAUCAUCCAGCCACUACAGUUUGUGCUUCUGUUACUGAGGGCUACAGUUCUAGCCUCUGAGGCAGCUGUCCCCAUCUACAUGUCAAAUGAAAGGGGAGAGCUCUCAGCAGAGCUAAAGGUUAUCCCAGAACCCAAUGGAGAGCCCCAGGAGCCACCAUGUACUCACCUAGAGGAGAAGAGGGAGUUUCAUAACUCUUUUUGUAACUGCUAUGUGCCAGUGCUAGGUUUACUUUAAACACAAGAGCCUGUUCCACCCCAGAGGAGGAGAGAAACAAGUUAGGGGGUCAUUCCUUGCUUCUGUUAGGCACGCAGAGAUCUGGUCCAUCUUGUUGUAUUUGUGGCCUCUACAGCUAAAGCUGGGAACAGGAGGCUGCUGCAUAGUCCCCCCAUCUCAAAAGGACUUGCAUUGCUGUCUAUCAGAAGAUGUAGCAGUCUAAUAGAGAAGCUCAUUCUACAGAGAACACUGCAGUUGCCUCUUCUUCAAAGAGAUUGUUUGACCGCAUGGGAGCAGGUGGUCCCCUCUUCAUUGAUGUGACGUGGCACCCUGCAGGGGACCCAGGAUCUGACAAGGAAACUUCGUCUAUGAUUAUUGCCAACACUGCAGUCAACUAUUGUGGCUUGGAGACCAUCUUGCACAUGACAUGCUGCAAUCAGACCAAGGAUGAUAUCACAGGGCAUCUGCAGAAAGCCAAGCGGCUUGGGUUGAAGAACAUCAUGGCAUUGCGUGGAGAUCCUGCGGGUGAGGAAUGGGAGGAAGAAGUAGAAGGCUUCAACUAUGCUGUUGACCUGGUUAAGCAUAUUCGCAAUGAAUUUGAUGAUUACUUUGACAUCUGUGUGGCAGGCUACCCCAAGGGCCAUCCUGAAGCAGAGAGCUAUGAGGCAGACCUGAAACACCUGAAGGAAAAAGUUUUUGCUGGGGCAGACUUCAUCAUUACGCAGCUUUUCUUCAGAUCAGAAACCUUUCUCAAGUUCAUGAAGGACUGUCAAGCCAUUGGCAUCACCUGCCCCAUUAUUCCUGGCAUCUUCCCCAUACAGGGUUACCACUCCCUGCGCCAGCUGGUGAAGCUCUCCAAGCUGGAAGUGCCUCAAGAAAUCAAAGAUGUGAUCGAACCCAUCAAGGACAACGAUGCAGCUAUCCGCAACUAUGGGGUGGAGCUGGCAGUGUCCAUGUGCCGGGAGCUGUUGGAUAGUGGUAUGGUGCAUGGGCUCCAUUUUUACACCCUCAAUCGGGAAGUGGCUACUACCGAAGUCCUUAAGCGUCUGGGCAUAUGGAAAGAGGACCCCAGGCGGCCUCUGCCCUGGGCAGUCAGCGCUCACCCCAAGAGAAGAGUUGAAGAUGUUCGACCAAUCUUCUGGGCCUCCAGGCCAAAGAGUUACAUCUAUCGAACUCAAGAAUGGGAUGAUUUCCCCAAUGGCCGAUGGGGUAACUCCUCCUCUCCAGCCUUUGGGGAACUGAAGGACUAUUAUCUCUUCUACUUGAAGAGCAAGUCUCCCCGGGAGGAGCUCUUGAAGAUGUGGGGAGAAGAGCUGACUGGUGAGGAGAGUGUCUUUGAAGUGUUCACAUGUUACAUCACUGGAGAACCCAACAAGAAUGGGUAUAAGGUUACGUGUAUGCCUUGGAAUGAUGACCCUCUUGCUACUGAAACCAACCUUCUGAAGGAACAGCUGGAGAAGGUUAACAGACGAGGAAUUCUGACCAUCAACUCCCAGCCAAACAUCAACGGCAAACCAUCCACAGACCCCAUUGUCGGUUGGGGACCCAGUGGUGGUUAUGUCUUCCAAAAGGCAUACCUAGAGUUCUUCACCUCCAGCGAGAUUGUCACGGCACUGCUCAAAGUGCUGAAGAAAUACGAGUUGCGAGUGAACUACCACAUUGUCAAUGUCAAGGGCCAGAAUAUCACCAACUCUCCAGAUCUGCAACCCAAUGCUGUCACCUGGGGCAUCUUCCCAGGCAGAGAGAUCAUCCAGCCCACCGUAGUGGAUCCUGUAAGCUUCCUCUACUGGAAGGAUGAGGCCUUUGCACUGUGGAUCGAGCAAUGGGCCAAGCUCUACGAGGAAGAGUCACCCUCUCGCAUGAUCAUCCAGUACAUCCAUGACAACUACUACUUGGUCAACCUCGUGGACAAUGACUUCCCCCUCGAAAACUGCCUCUGGCAAGUUGUGGGUGAUACUUUUGAGCUGUUGAACUCUCCAACUCAACAGUGAAAAUUCCUUUUCUAAUCCUUUUACUUCCUCCUUCCAUCCACUGACUGCGGGGAGAGAAAAGGCAGCUCCUGUGCUGUUGGUGGACCACACACUCCUAAACUCAGUAACCAGGCUAGCUGUGAUCUACCCACACUACAUGCUCCUCUGUCCCCAGCACAAAGGCUCCCUGACUCAAUAAUAGCCAGAACUACGUGGACCUCUGAGCUGAGGCUCUAAACUGAGCUUGAAGGCCAGCUCUGCAGGAUGAAGAGGUGCUAAUCAUGGCAACGUUGAUUACAGUAAUAGGAGAUAAGGCUCAGUGGGAUUCUGGUAACUUUCUUAAGCCCAAAAUGCUGCCCAGGAGGCAGAAACACUCCUGUCAGCACUGCCUAUGAGAGAUUAUUUCAGCAGUUGCCAGCCCUGAAAAGAAGCUCAAGUUGCUUUUACAUUGCACUCCUAAGAUAUAUUUCUUCAUAACUGAUCAUAUCAGGCUCUUUUGCACUCCUUCCAGUAGAAGGUUCAAGUUUUCUCCCUAACUUUUCUCCUUUUAUUAUAUUUCCUGUUGUACUUUAAUAGAAAUAUGUGAAUUUCAUUUCUGGAUGAGACUGAGUAGAAGUCACUAUUUCUCGGAUUAAGUAUAAUAAAAUACACAAAUCAAGUGGCUC
Molecule: messenger RNA, 3076 nt
Organism: Cuculus canorus (common cuckoo)
Lineage: Eukaryota; Metazoa; Chordata; Aves; Cuculiformes; Cuculidae
Gene: MTHFR
Product: methylenetetrahydrofolate reductase
Exons: 11
Coding region: 729-2432 (567 amino acids)
Biological process (GO): tetrahydrofolate interconversion
Cellular component (GO): cytosol
Molecular function (GO): FAD binding; methylenetetrahydrofolate reductase [NAD(P)H] activity
Source: RefSeq, a predicted model, not a curated record